CCCUCCGCGCUGGGGCCCGCCCGCGGGGCCGGCCGCCUGUCAGAGGGAGGUGGCGAUGGUGCGCCCGGUGGUGGUGGCGGCUGCGGCGGCUUCCCUGGUCCGAGUGCAGGGAGGAGAAGAUGACUGACCGACCGACUGACUGAAUGAAUGAAUGGCGAAGCCGAGCGCGCCAUGAGGAGCCUGCCGAGCCUGGGCGGCCUCGCCCUGUUGUGCGCCGCCGCCGCCGCCGCCGCCUCAGCAACCUCAGCGGGGAAUGUCACCGGUGGCGGCGGGGCCACGGGGCAGGUGGACGCGUCGCCGGGCCCGGGGCUGGGGGGCGAGCCCAGUCACCCUUUCUCUAAGGCCAUGGCUCCCACGGCCCAGGCCCCGAGGACCGGACCCCCGAACGCUACCGUCCACCGACCCCUGGCUGCGUCCUCUUCAGCCCAGCCCCUGGCUACCACCCCUUCUCGGGCCAGGGCCGAACCCACUCCGACCACCUUUCGGGCGCCGCUCGGCCCCUCGCCGAUCACACCUCUUGCGGUGGAACGUACUGGGACCACCGCUCGGGCGACGACCAGACCCGCUCCGACCACCCUCUCGACGACCACUGGCCCAGCGCCGACCACCCCAGUAGCGACCACGGUGCCGGCGCCCACCACUCCCCCGAUCCCGACUUCCAUUCUCCCCGGCGGCGGCAGCAGCGUCCCGCCCACCCCACCUGCCACCGAGGCCCCCUCGCCGCCUCCCCCAGGAUAUGUAUGUAACUGCUCUGUGGUCGGAAGCCUGGAUGUGAAUCGCUGCAACCAGACCACAGGGCAGUGCGAGUGUCAGCCAGGUUAUCAGGGUCUUCGCUGUGAAACCUGCAAGGAGGGUUUGUACCUGAAUCGUACUUCCAGGCUCUGUCUGCCAUGUGACUGUAGUCCACGUGGAGCCCUCAGCAUACUCUGCAACAGUUCUGGGAAAUGUCAGUGCAAAGUGGGUGUCACCGGCUCUUCAUGUGAUAGAUGCCAAGAUGGAUAUUAUGACUUUAAUAAGAAUGGCUGCUUGCCCUGCCAAUGCAAUAAUCGGUCUGCCAGUUGUGAUGCCCUCACAGGUGCUUGUUUAAAUUGCCAGGAUAAUAGCAGAGGGGAUCAUUGUGAAGAAUGCAAAGAAGGAUUUUAUCAGAGUCCUGAUGCCACUAAAGAAUGCCUUCGCUGCCCUUGUUCAGCAGUGACAUCUACAGGCAGUUGUAUCAUAAAACUCGGUGAAUUGGAACCUGAAUGUGUCCGGUGUAAAGAUGGUUACAUGGGCCAGAACUGCAAUGAAUGUGAUAAUGGCUAUUACAAUUCUGACAGCAUCUGUAUGGAGUGCCAGUGUCAUGGCCACGUGGACCCAGUUAAAACUCCGAAGAUUUGUAAGCCUGAGAGUGGUGAGUGCAUCGACUGCCUCCAUAACACCACUGGGUUUUGGUGUGAAAACUGCCUAGAAGGUUAUGUUCAAGACCUCGAGGGAAAUUGCAUCAAGAAAGAAGUUAUUGUUCCAACACCUGAAGGUUCUACCAUUUUGGUUUCCAAUGCCUCUUUGACCACAUCAGUGCCCACCCCUGUUAUAAAUAGUACAUUUACCCCUACAGCCCUGCAGACUAUCUUUUCAGUAAGCUCUGCUGAAAAUAGCACAUCAGCUUUAGCUGAUGUAUCAUGGACCCAGUUUAACAUCAUCAUUUUGACAGUCAUCAUCAUCGUGGUGGUGCUGCUGAUGGGUUUUGUGGGGGCCGUAUAUAUGUACCGGGAGUACCAAAACCGGAAACUCAACGCCCCCUUUUGGACCAUUGAGCUGAAAGAAGACAAUAUCAGUUUCAGCAGCUACCAUGACAGCAUUCCCAAUGCAGAUGUGUCAGGAUUGUUGGAAGAUGAUGGCAAUGAAGUGGCUCCCAAUGGGCAACUGACCCUGACGACACCAAUACAUAACUAUAAAGCCUAAGGAGCUAGAGCUGUUCUCCUGGAUUGUGAGACCGCAGUGCUUACUAAAACAGCAUCAGCGCCUGGGCCGAACAAAGCCUGGGUAGAGUCACUGAGAUGAGAAAGCAAAGGCAUAUAGUGCAUCUGAAAUUUUCAGGUACAAAUUUAUAAUGUACUUAGCCUAUUACUCUUAGAUUUCCCAUGAAGAUCUGAAGCAGUCACUGACAAUAAGGACUUGAAGUAAAGUCUAUUUUUGUACCAAACCACAUGGGAGUAUAGAAAGGCGGAACCGCAGAGUGCAGCCCAAAUCCACUUUGACCUCCAAACAGACUUCUGGGGAAGUGUUUAUCAGACCAGCGGAAACAGGAUGAUGGAUGUGGAGGGGGAAAGGACUGCCAGAAGACUUCAUCUCCAUUCCUGAAACACAUUUUUUUAAAGGAGGGGUCAGGGGUGAUAUUCAUUGAGGAAAAGCUGAUGUUUGGGCUGUAUCACAAUAAACAACCUUGAUUAUUUCCAGAAUAGGGGCAGAAAAGUCCCAAGAAGAUCUUUAGAAGGGUUUGAUUUUUCCUUCCAGAAUUCUUGCUCAAUGAUAAGAUUAAAGCACAGGAUAAGCUUCUAAUGGUAGAGAGAGGGAGGCAACAUCUGGGAGCAGGAAGCUGAUGGUCCCUCCUUGGGGUCUCAGUAUAAAUGAUAAGUUGUCUAAAAAUAAGGAAUAUUCCUGCCUCUAGAGAAAUAAGGUGUAUAUAGUUAAUGUAGAAUAUCUGGGCAGCAUUGUAUUUGUAUCUAUUUGUAAAAAAAAUCAUGUCAUAUUUUAUCAUCUAGAAUUUAUUUGUACAGCAGUUAAUGGAGUUGUAAAAAGAAAAUAUGGGGUUAAAAUACUGUAAAAUAGAUGGCAAUAUUGCUAGAGCUGGGACUCUGGUGAGCACCAGUCAUUUUUAGUCCCUCUUUGGACACUGUUGAAAUUCAUAAGAGGUUGGAUGUUUCUAAUUUUUCUUUCCCUUUUCAAUCUAAAAGUAGAGUUCUAUGGUCUUGGCUUCCUAUAGAUUCAAGCAAUAGAUUUUGCAGACAGUGUUUGUUAAGCUGGGACACAGGCUGCACUCUCCAAACUACUCACCUGAUUAGACAUUAGCCUCUCUAUAUUUUACAUAGAUUAAUGUAGAAUAUAUUCUCAUUAAAGAAUUUUUUUAAAUGUAAAACAUAGUCUUCCAAAGGAAUUAGAAAUAUUUUAGUUCCAAAAGAAAAGCCAUCAUUAUUACUUGGGAUCCCCUGUGAAAUAUCAUUCCUGUGAAAUAUUUAUAUUCUCCCCCCACCCCAAAAUACUUCCUACAUUUGAAUGUAGCCUGUCACUCACAUGCCAUGAGGUGUGUACCAUCUCUCUGCAGUGCUACAGUUCUUGUAUCUUCUUGUCUGGUUAGAGGGUAGCUCUGUAAUUGAGUGGCUAUAGUUGGUCCUUGCUUUUAGAUGCAGUUUUUUCUUAGAGGCUAUCUCUACCUUUGCUCUCAUCUAAUUAUGAUAUUGACAGAUUGUAGAUUAAGCAAGCCAGGAAAGCAGCCAGAAGUCAAAUAUAGAUAUUUAUUAGGAAGGAGAGCAAACUGUCAAGUGGUUAGAAAAAAAACAAAGAUUAGACCUCGGAAAUCCAAGUUGGUAACUCUGCCUAACUUCCCCCGAGAAGACCCUGGAAUGUGGUCACAUCCCUCUGUAGUUGUUCUCAGGGUUUGGAGAUGAUGCUCUGGAGGAUGCACAGGCAGGUAAUCUACUUCUAUUAACCUUAGGUGCUCCGAAUAUUUGGCCAUGGUUCGUGAAAGUAGAGAUUAUAUUACAUUAAAAUUAGUUACUAUUUCUAUAGCCCUUUUGCAGUUUGCAAAGCAUCUUUCUAUAUAUGUGUCCUUUGUUCCUCACCAUAGGCCCCUGAGGAAUAAUUGUUGUUCCCAUUUUAUAGGUGAGGUUAAAUGUCUUGUUCAAAGCUAUAUAAUAUGUCAUUAUUAGGCUUGGAAUCAGGACUCCUAACUCUGAAGCACAUGUUCUUUCAACCAUAUGCUUGUGCAGAAAUUGCCCAGCCAUGAACACAAGAAGGCUGGGAGGAAGAGCCCAUCUGUGAACGUUUCUAAUUUUUCUAAGUACGAGGUACAAUCCAGGGCCAUACAGCCAUGAAGGACUUUGUGGAAAGAACACAGGAGGAUUACUCUCUGAAGCCAGUAUUGGUGAUAAGAAAAUUAAAAUACCAGUUUGUGCUUCAUUAAAGUGAACUAAUCCUUCCAAGCAGGGAAAGGAAACCUGAUUUCCCCAGCAGCUGCCACAUACGCGUGUAUAGACUGUGCAGUGCGUAGUUCCAAGGAAUUGUGUAAAGUGACAUACCUGCCUUUCCCCUAGGUUACUACCUCCUCAAGCCAGGGAUUGAGGAUGGUGAGAAAUAAGCGUUUGUUAAACAGAAGUUAACCGAAUAGAGAAAGAAAGAGUUUGUUGGGGUCUAAGAGCCAAAGCCAAAUAGUCUGGAUUCUGGCCAUGUAGAGAUUCCAUGAAACACACUUUAAAAGAUAUUGCAAAAACUGAACCACAAAGAACGUUUACCUUUGAAUAUUUAUGAACAGUUCCUAGGUCAUGUUCUCAAUUUGUCCUGAUGGAAAAAGUUAAGGUCUUAAAAUCUGUUUUAAAUAAUAUUCUUUAGGGUCCCAUGCUUCUGCUGGUGGAAAUAAUUUUGCUCUAAAAUGAAAUCAAUCAUGAAGUGAUCUACCACCAAAAUCAGACUAGGAAACCAGUAUGGAAUGCAUUGUACAAUAGUCAUUUCUCUAAAGGCAUGAUCCCCAUGAACUACGGCAUUUACCACCAGGAUCCCAUACGUCCUUUAGAAAGACUAAUAUUGGAAGAAUUUUUGUCUAAGGAUUAGGAAUGCGUUUAUUUUCAAAUGAGAUAAGACUAGUAUGAAUCUUAUUGAUGAAUGACAGAUAUUGCUAUUAAGUGAUACUUUUAUCUUCAUUAAUUCGUUUUAGUAAGCCCUUCCGCAUUUCUGACAGAUGCCCUCGGUAGUGUUGCUAAGUAUGUCUGUCCUCCCUUACUUUCCCCUCCCUCCCUCCCUCCCUCCAUCCUCUACCUCCCAGAGGUCUCUUCUAAUGGAAUUUCUCCAGUUAUAGAGAAAAAUGAUAAUAAAAACUAAACCUCAUUUAUACUAAGGUCCUAUGGAUCUAGUGUGUUACUCUUAGGGAUACCUGGAUUUUAAGAGAGGAGAACAGAGCGGACGUGGAAUGGGAGGAGAGAGAUGUGGGGGCAGAGGAUUUGUGGAAGCAUCAAAUUAUAUGUCUACUCUCUAGCCCCAAUAUUCCCAGAAAAUUGACCAUUAAAGCAAUACUCACUGACCCACUAGUUCAUUUUGGUCAGCUGAGUGCCUUGAGGACACUUAGUCCUUCUUGUGCUAUUCUGGAGCCAGAGAGCUGAAGCAACAGUACUGCUUCCCGACAGCCUCAGUUUGGACUGGGUCAUUAAAUCAUUCACCUUGGACCUGUAUUUUCUGUAGCGCAUAUGGUGAACAUAGCACCACUUAUCAUGAACAUUCCCAGGUUCUUAUAUUUUGAGGUAUGUGGGAAGGAGUUGAAUUUAUAUAUCUCACGGAAAGCUCUCUGACAGAAAUGUCAGAGAAGUAAAAAGCAACCCAAUGUAAUCUGUUAGAGCAAAGAAAGCAUUUCUGGCCUCAUCCACGAAGAACCUUUGGUCUAUUAUGAUCAUCUUGAUAGGAAUUUGGAAGCUAAAAUGAGUUUGGUGUGUGCAGGGGAGUAACGGAAGGUUAAUGCAAGCUUUCCCUUCAGCCCCGAGCCAGUGAUUAUGCCAAGGGGAGAAGCAGGAAGAACACACUGAUUCAUCGGAAGAAGUCAAAUGACAUCACGUGGACUAGAACAGUUCUGGAUCAUCACAGUGUCAGUGGUUGAAUGAUGCUUUUUCAAAGGCCAUUGGGAACCUUUCUUAUCAUGCAUACGCAGUAACUGAACCAGCAGCCCUAGAACGUGAGCCCAGGCUUUAGGUCUGCACUAGUCCAAGAGCUAACUGAUUUACAGUGACGUUUUCAUGCUAGGCACAAGCACUCUGUACUACGUUAAAUUUCAGCCCAAGCAAUUGGGGAGUGUUUCUGAAACAUUAAACUUGUAUUUAUGUUGCUAAAAUUCUAACACAAAUUUUAAAAACAUGUCUCAUGCAUAUGCUGUACUAGGCUUCAUGAUGCAUUUCUAAAUUUGUGUAUGAUUUGAAUAUAUGAAAGAAUUUAUACAAGAGUAUUAUUUAAAAUUAUUAAAAAAUAAAUGUAUAUAAUUUGUACCUAU
This is a messenger RNA of Orcinus orca (killer whale), 6223 nucleotides long. It is a transcript of the gene MEGF9, whose product is annotated as multiple EGF like domains 9. Bases 148 to 1941 code for a protein of 597 amino acids. Gene Ontology annotation, cellular component: basement membrane. Lineage: Eukaryota; Metazoa; Chordata; Mammalia; Artiodactyla; Delphinidae. Gene Ontology annotation, molecular function: extracellular matrix structural constituent. Gene Ontology annotation, biological process: axon guidance. The transcript is spliced from 6 exons. The record is from RefSeq and is a predicted model, not a curated record.